This is a messenger RNA of Hymenoscyphus albidus, 1234 nucleotides long. The record is from the annotation of a GenBank genome assembly. NCBI's taxonomy places the organism in Eukaryota, Fungi, Ascomycota, Leotiomycetes, Helotiales, Helotiaceae.
UUGCAAUCUCGAACUUUCACGACCAAAUUUUCGACAACCACCAGAACUCGACAAAAUGGCAGCAUCGGCAGCUCGUCACGUUAAGAUUGUUAAGAAGCGUACGUUCUACAUCCUCGCGGAAAUUCGGAAUCAGGAGGUUGAAUUUGCCUACAACGAGGCGCUGAAGGCCUCCACGAAGAGUUUAAUGCACUGAAGACCAGCCGUAUUGACGUCCUAUACUCUAGGCACGAAGCGUUUCCACAGACAUCAGAGCGAUACCUACAAAUGCCUUGAUGCAUCAUGGAGAAAGCCAAAGGGUAUUGAUAACCGUGUCCGACGACGAUUCAAGGGUCAAAUGGUUAUGCCAUCGGUACGUUCAUCUCGGAGACAUUGUUGUUGAGAGGGCACGAGAAGGAUUCAAUUACGUUGCGCACGUCUCGCGCCUUCAAUCAGCACCUCGAAGAUCUCUCUAGGGCCACAACUGACGGAUGAAAUAUAGAUCGGUUUCGGAUCCAACAAGAAGACAAGACACAUGAUGCCAUCCGGCCACAAGGCCUUCCUCGUCAGCAACGUCCGUGAUGUCGAGCUCCUCCUUAUGCACAACAAGACCUUCGCCGCAGAGUAGGCCAAUCCAAUUGACCGAAUCGAGACACAUACUUACAAACAUCUAGGAUCAACCACGCCGUUUCGUCGAGAAAGAGAAUCACAAUCAUUGAGCGCGCUAAGGAACUCGGUGUUAAGGUUACGAACCCCAAGGCCAGAGUUACGACUGAGGUUUAAGGGAUGGGCUAUUUUCAUUUGGGCACUUUGCAUGGGGCGUGGGAUCGCUUGAUAUCAGCAGCGCGGGUAGUGCAAUAAAUGUAACAUGCUCUACGGACAAUGAAUAUCUCAAAAAGAAUACCCCUUGGGCCUCUACGAUGAUGUGAAUAUGGUAGCACGACAAUCGGGUUUCGAGAUCGGUGAAGAUGAGGCGUUGGGUCGGGACUUUUCGAGGUGGUUUGCCCAGCAGCGCCAAACGAUUGCUUUGCACAUUUCCUUCCCGAAAUUUCAUUCACAAACAGGCAUCUGGAGGACUUUCAAGCUCACACUGAAGUGCUCUCGUCAGAUGCAUGAAGUAGGAAGAGAAAAUAAAAAUAUUACUACUCCUUACUCGGUUCUUGUUUACGCGGCAUGGUGUUGAGCUCAGAAUGAGCGGUAUGGCCAGUAGCCAGCACCUGAGGAUUCUGAAAAAUUACUCUGUCCAAGUGUACAUUUG